CAACAAAUGCAACGUUUAGCUGGUCAUGCUCCGGGAGGUCAGUCUUACAAAUGCAACGUUUAACUCACAGUUGAUCUCAAUAGGCGCUCUAGGACUAAUAUCAAGGCUUAAUAUCGGCGCACUUGAACUGGGAGACUAUCUUGCACUUGGGGCAAUAUUCUCGGCCACAGACUCAAUUUGCACCUUGCAGGUGUUAAGCCAAGAUGAGACACCAUUCUUGUACAACCACGUGUUUGGUGAAGGUGUUGUCAAUGACGCAACUUCUGUUGUGUUGUUCAAUGCAAUCCAGAACUUUGAUCCUAGAAAUAUCAGCGGUGCCAAAUUACUGAACUUCAUUGGCAGUUUCCUUUAUCUGUUCGGCUCCAGCACCAUUCUUGGAGUAGCUUCUGGACUUCUUAGUGCUUAUACCAUUAAGAAGUUGUACUUUGGCAGGCAUUCAACCGAUCGUGAAGUUUCCAUUAUGAUGCUAAUGGCUUAUUUAUCUUCCAUGCUAGCUGAAUUGCUCGAUUUUAGUGGCAUUCUCACUGUGUUUUUCUGCGGUAUCGUAAUGUCACACUAUACUUGGCACAAUGUAACAGAAAGUUCGAGGGUCACAACCAAGCAUGCCUUUGCAACAUUGUCGUUUAUCUCCGAGAUUUUUCUGUUUCUUUAUGUUGGUAUGGAUGCAUUGGAUAUAGAGAAGUGGAAGAUUGUCGAUCAAACUUAUAGGCAUACGGUCUCCCUCUUUCUCUCUCUUCAUUGCUCAACUAGAAGAUCUUUCUUCUGAAUCUGUAUUUUCUAUCAUGUGCAGCCCGGUAAAGUCUAUCGCUUUGAGCAGCACCAUUUUAGCCUUGGUGCUGGUUUCAAGAGCUGCUUUUGUUUUCCCACUAUCCUUUCUACCAAAUUUGACCAAAAAAACUCCAAAUGGAAAGAUAUCUUUUAGGCAGCAGAUAAGUCUUUAACUUAGCAACAUCUUAACUUCUUAUGUUCUCUUGAAACAGUUGUUAUGUUCCUUACAUGAUAUUGGUCAUUCAGGUUAUUGUUUGGUGGGCGGGUCUCAUGAGAGGUGCUGUGUCUAUUGUGUUGGCUUACAAUAAGGUAAAUCUUGUGUUUGGUCUAUCUGGUUUGAGCUUUGGUCUGGAAUUAUGUUACUGCUUUUGUUUCCUCUAUCCAUUCCAAAACAUAGGACAUUUUUUGUUGUCGUAAGUCAAAAUUCUCUAACUUUGACAAAGUAUAUAGAAAAACAUACCAACAUCAACAACCUUCAUUUCUUAAUCUUAUAUAGAAGUUGCAGUAUUUUAGUCUAAUAGAUGGACAUGUUUUAAAUUUUGAGGAGACAUU
Zea mays is the source of this 1320-nucleotide messenger RNA. RefSeq names its product sodium/hydrogen exchanger 2. Gene Ontology annotation, biological process: potassium ion transmembrane transport; sodium ion import across plasma membrane; proton transmembrane transport. Bases 26 to 766 code for a protein of 246 amino acids. NCBI's taxonomy places the organism in Eukaryota, Viridiplantae, Streptophyta, Magnoliopsida, Poales, Poaceae. The transcript has 6 exons. Gene Ontology annotation, molecular function: sodium:proton antiporter activity; potassium:proton antiporter activity. Gene Ontology annotation, cellular component: plasma membrane. The record is from RefSeq and is a predicted model, not a curated record.